AUGCGUUUCUCUGUCAUUGCUCUCGCGGCUCUGCUCGGUACCGCGUACGCUCUUCCCCUCGUUGCCGAGGGCCCGGAAGAUGCGGUACUGAGAACCCCGUUGACGCUGCGUUCUGCCGAGCCUGAAGCCAUCCCGGAAGCUGACCCAAAGAAGCAUAAACAUCAUCAAAAGGGAAAGGAUGGGAAGAAGAAAGAUCAUGCGGCAAGAGAUGCUUCUGCUGAUCCUGAAGCUGAGGCUAAGAAACAUCACCACAAACUUGGCAAGGACAAACACCACAAAGACAAGGGCACGAACACUGCGAGGGGUGAGAAGCACGAUGGUAAGGCAGCCAAGAGCGCCGACAAGGCCGCGAAGCAUAAUGAGAAGGCCGGAAAGCAUGACGAUAAGGGCAAAAAGCACGAUGGCAAAGGGGGUAAACAUGAGAAGGGAGAGAAGAAGGGCGGUAAAAACCCUCGCGACGCAGACCCAAAGAAGAAGCAUAAAGAACACUACCACAAGGAAAAUCACAAAGAGGAAAAAGGCAAGGGUAACAACCCCUAA
Messenger RNA from Paraphaeosphaeria sporulosa, 540 nucleotides. RefSeq lists its product as uncharacterized. NCBI's taxonomy places the organism in Eukaryota, Fungi, Ascomycota, Dothideomycetes, Pleosporales, Didymosphaeriaceae. The record is from RefSeq and is a predicted model, not a curated record. The transcript has 2 exons. Bases 1 to 540 code for a protein of 179 amino acids.